GGGGGGGGGGAGAGGGAGAGAGGGGGAGGGGGGGGACAACAUGGAUGAGCAGCCCGGCGGAGGAGGAGGGGUCGGAGCGGGCGCUCACAGACAACCUCCCCCGCAGCAGCAGCUCCAGUCGGGAAGCAACAGCAGCGCGAAUCCGAUCGGAGGCGGCGGCGGAGUCAUGGUGCCGCACCAGCCAGACGAGCUUCCCCGGCCGCAGCAGCAGUACACCAUCCCCGGCAUCCUGCACUACAUCCAGCACGAGUGGGCCCGGUUCGAGAUGGAGAGGGCGCACUGGGAGGUGGAGAGGGCCGAGCUCCAGGCCAGGAUAGCAUUCCUGCAGGGAGAGAGGAAAGGUCAAGAGAACCUGAAGAACGACCUGGUCCGAAGAAUAAAGAUGUUGGAAUACGCUCUGAAGCAGGAACGAGCAAAAUAUCACAAGUUAAAAUAUGGAACAGAAUUAAACCAAGGAGAGAUGAAGAUGCCCAGCUUCGAAUCAGACACCAAAGACUCAGAGGUCUCAGCUGUUCCUGCCAACAGUCAGCUGACCUGGAAACAAGGACGGCAGCUGCUCAGACAGUACCUACAGGAAGUGGGCUACACAGACACCAUCCUGGACGUCCGUACCCAGAGGGUUCGCUCUCUGCUCGGCCUGUCGGGCUCUGAGCAGAACGGAUCUGUGGAGAACAAGAACCUGCAGCACCUGAUCAACGGGACGGAGCGCCGCCGGGACAGCAAGAGGAGUCCAGGCGACGUUCUGGAGACGUUCAACUUCCUGGAGAACGCAGAGGACAGCGACGAAGACGAGGAGGACGAGGAGGGAGACCUGAUGGACGACAUCAGCGCCGGCAAACACCACCGAGCCAAGAAACACAAGACCAAGGUCGGGAACGAGGGCCUAGCGUCGGAGGACGACGCCGACACUGAGGAGGCGCUGAAGGAGUUUGACUUCCUCGUGACGGCCGAGGACGGAGAGGGAGCCGGCGAAGCUCGGAGCUCCGGGGACGGGACGGAGUGGGCGGAACCUCUACCGUUUCCUGCUGGCGGGGGGAAGUCCUUCCUUUUGGGGGGGUCAGAUGACGUGUUGGAGAGCGUGCUGGGUCUGGGUGACCUUGCCGACCUCACCGUCACAAAUGACGAGACAGACUUCAGCUACGACCUGCCGACCAAUAAGGAGUCUUCGUUCAGGAAGACGUGGAACCCCAAGUACACGCUGCGGAGCCACUUCGAUGGCGUGCGGGCGCUGGCCUUCCACCCCGUGGAGCCCUGCCUGGUCACCGUGUCCGAGGACCAGACCCUCAAACUGUGGAACCUCACCAAGACCGUCCCCGCCAAAAAAAGUGCCUCGUUCGAUGUGGAACCCGUCUACACAUUCCGAGCCCACGUUGGUCCAGUGUUGUCGUUGGCGAUGACGCCCAGUGGAGAACAGUGUUUCAGUGGAGGCAUCGACUCAACCAUCCAGUGGUGGAACAUCCCCAGUUCGAAUGUGGACCCCUAUGACACCUACGAUCCCAGUGUCCUUGCCGGGUCAUGGGCGGGGCAUACAGAUGCUGUGUGGGGAUUGGCCUACAGCGGUAUCAAGAACCGCCUCCUGUCCUGCUCGGCAGACGGAACGGUGAAGCUGUGGAACCCGGCGGAGAAGAACCCCUGCGUCGCCACGUUCAACACCGACCAGGAACACGGGAUCCCAACAUCAGUGGACUUUAACGGUUGUGACCCCGCCCACAUGGUGGCGUCCUUUAACAGUGGAGACGUGGUGGUGUACGACCUGGAGACCUCCCAGAACGCAGUGGUGCUGAAGGGUCAGGGAGACAGCGACGUCCCAGGGUGGAAUCAUAUCAACAAGGUGGUGAGUCAUCCCACGCUGCCCGUCACCAUCACCGCUCAUGAAGACAGGCAGAUCAAGUUCUAUGACAACAAGUCAGGUAAAGUGAUUCACGCCAUGGUGGCUCACCUGGACGCUGUGACCAGUCUGGCAGUGGAUCCUAAUGGGAUCUACCUGAUGUCUGGCAGUCACGACUGCUCUCUGCGUCUGUGGAACCUGGACAGUAAGACGUGCGUCCAGGAGAUCACUGCUCACCGCAAGAAGAGCGAGGAGGCGAUCUACGACGUGGCCUUCCACCCCUCCAAGGCCUUUAUCGCCUCCGCUGGGGCUGACGCCCUCGCCAGGGUCUACGUGUAGACGACCACGGGGCGGGGAGCGACUCAGACAGAAAUAGAGAGAGAGAGAGAGAGAGAGCGAGGCUGGUCACAUGAUCACACGCACACACACACACACACACACACACAGAGCUGCCCUCUCCCUCUGACUGACUGAAGAGGGACACCCCCACCCCCCUAACCCCCCCAAUACGGCUCUGAUGAGACAACAUGAAGCCCCGCCCCCUCCUCAGACAGGAGCAGACGAUCCUUCAGAUCUCGUCUCUGUCUCGAUGUGGUUUUAUUUUAUCGUUUUGUCAAACGACGUCGUCGCCUCACGGCCCGGUUCACAGAAUCCACCUGUGGCGUCCAUCUUGACCAUGAGACGCUGGACUCAGAUCAGCUGCUCCGCACAAACCGCAGACCUAAACGGUCUAUCAGCAAAUCACUGAUCAGCUGCAGUGUCGUGGCAGUCUGUGGAAACGUCUCGCAGUCGGACCAGUGACGAAGGUUCCUGUUGUUUGAUCUCCACGCCAUCACGCUGCACCUCGGGGGGGGGGGGGGGCGUGUCAGUGAACUGUGAUCACGUCGCAGGCUGAUUCAACCAGGGAGUAAACAGUAGGUUUUUAAACACUGACGCCGGGAACAGAUCAUGUGAUGACCGGACGCCGCUGCGGUCGCCAUGGUUUCUGAACCAAAGCUCCUGAGGUCAACAGCUGCUCUCAUAUUUUGUCCUGCCCACCUUUUUACAGUGUUUUUAAAAGAGAGAAACUGAGAAACUUUAAAUAAUCGCGUCGCAUCAGGCGUCAGAUUGUCUGUCUGACCGAGGUAAGAUCUGAUUGGACCAUAGGGGAGCAGCCAAUCGGAGCCCUGCGUUUCAACCCCUCUGACAUAUGGAGCGGAGGAUUCAGUCGUCGAGCGUUUUUUGUUUUUGUGUGAAAUGAAUCUAGUUUUUAUAAUCCCUGUUUUUUAUCAACGUCUCGUUCACGACACUGAGGAGGAUUCGACUUCCUCUUUCCCGUCCUGCCAACAACCCCUGUCCCCCUGCCCAUGAACCACUUCCUGUCGCCUGGGAGAAAUUAACCGAGAGAGGAGGAAGUGACUGUUCAGACGAGACGCUGCAGGAGACGCUCACGUCGCUGAGUCUCCAUGAAUUUAUUCCUUUUUAUCAGACAAUGGAAAGAAACAAAAAAAUCAGUAAUUUGUUUCUUCACCGUCUCCACUGACAUUAACCAGACUUUUAUUCUGAAAAUCUGAUUCAUACUACGUUUUAUUCUGAAAGACUUUGUGAACAUGGUUGUUUUGUUUUUUGUUUUUUUUGGCCGUUGUCAGUAUUUUUAGAUUUAUGAAGAUAAAAAAACUGAAAAUCUUCUCGGUAAAAACAUUCUUGACUCUGUUUUGUCGAUAACAUGAAAGUGGUUUGAUCCGGUUUUCAGAUUUCUGUUCUGGGACUUAAAUCUACUACUUCUAAAUCGAUACAUAUUUUUUUAAAUAACACCUAAUUUGCAUAUUUAAACAAUCAAACGUCAGAAAAGCUUUAAUAUAAAACGUGAUUGUCUUGAUGUGGGUGAUGAACUGGAGACAUUCCAUGACCACGACCUGUGGCGUCUCGCCGCCGUGACCACCUUUGAUUCGUUUGUCGUCUGAGCAGGAAGUUAAACGGUUUCCUGACGUCAGUUUCGUGUCGUCUGCAACGAUAGAAUGAAACAGUGUAGAACCACGACCUGGUGAUGUCAUCACACGGGGCCACAGAGGUCCCAUAACUCAGACCAGCUUCAUCAAUCACAGAGAAGAAGACCACGUUUUAUUUGUUUGCUCCGACUGAAAAGUUGUAUCAGGUCGUUUUAUUUUGGCGAGGCAACGACGGAUUUCAUAACUUUUUUUUUACAUAAAGAAAAUAUGAUUAAAAUAAAAAAGGACCAUUGACAAAUAAAAGUUAUGGAGAGAAUUUUGAUCGUGUCGAACUAAAACAUUACAACUUCUCCUCUUCCUCGCUUCAUAUCACUGUGUGAUGUUCCUUCACGGUUUUCCAGUUAUUUAUGUCUUGACAGUUUUCCGUGUCGGUGACGUGUGAAACGUUCACAAUGUUUUAUUUUUCAUAUUUCAUGUUUCGUCCGUCACAACGUUCUCUUCUCUCCCGCCACAUCUACAUCUGACUGUAACUAAACACUCUGUUCUGUUUGUGUAAUGCAUGAUUAAUACAGUUUUAAAAAAAGUAUAUUUUCUAGUCUUUCAAAAAAUGGAUAAAAAAAAGUUCUGAUCAGAUUGCGAGUUUUGAUGAGUUUUGUAAGUUUUUGUUUUUUUUGAUUUACAAACUAUGAAACAGCAGAUUUUAAAGAUUGUACCACAUAGAAUACAACUGUUGAAAAUGUAUAUAAAAUGUCUAUAAUAACUAUUAAAUGGUGAAGCUGUACAGAC
Molecule: messenger RNA, 4542 nt
Organism: Scophthalmus maximus (turbot)
Lineage: Eukaryota; Metazoa; Chordata; Actinopteri; Pleuronectiformes; Scophthalmidae
Gene: strn3
Product: striatin, calmodulin binding protein 3
Exons: 16
Coding region: 41-2167 (708 amino acids)
Cellular component (GO): dendrite
Molecular function (GO): armadillo repeat domain binding; protein phosphatase 2A binding; calmodulin binding
Source: RefSeq, a predicted model, not a curated record